AUGAACGCCGAGCAAGAAGAAGAAGUGGAAGCAGAAGCGAGACGCUCCUUAGAGCAGUCAAUAUUACAGUUUUGCCGGCGCGGUUAUGAACUGAGACGGGUCAAAAAUGGGCACAUUGAACCGGCUCGCCUAGUGAGUGUGACGGAUGAGAAUUAUUUCCGCUAUCAUUCUCAAGGAUUUUGGCGUAUUUUACCAGAGAAACUCAAAUCCGUGGUAAUAAGUGAACUGUUCGAGGUGCGUAAAGGAUACAGCACUGACAAUCUGAAGCAAUCAGCCACAAAACUGAAGUUCCGUAAGGCUGCAUCGGAGGAUAUGUGUUUUUCGGUGGUAUUCACAAAAACUGAAUUUCUUCACAAAUCUGUUGACUUUAUCGCAGAUUCGACAGAAACACGUAACAAAUUCUUUAACGCUUUAGAAUAUUUGAUAAAUAAUAAAAAGAAAGAACGUCUUUUCUUCGAUGAAAAGUGCUGGCUGAAAGAGAAAUUCAAAUUGGCUGAUACAAAUAAGAACGGUGAGUAA
Anisakis simplex (herring worm) is the source of this 519-nucleotide messenger RNA. NCBI's taxonomy places the organism in Eukaryota, Metazoa, Nematoda, Chromadorea, Rhabditida, Anisakidae. The record is from the annotation of a GenBank genome assembly.